GGACGCUACUUGAGCCGCAUCGAUAUGCCGGUACCUAAAAACCCCUGUUCAGAAUGCAAAAGCAAACAUCUCAAAUGCGCCGGUGACGAGGCUGUAUGUACACGAUGUCUCAAAAAAGGACUAGAAUGUGUCCGACUGGGACGAAAUCGGCAGUUCAGAGAUGGUUCAUCAGCAAAGUAUGAUGCCAAGUUCUCAGGGUCGCAGAAUUGGGUGAACAGUAGUGCAAAAGAAUUUCGUCUUCAAACAAGUUCGCGACGCGCAACACAGAGAAUCGCUCUCGCAGAUGAGGCCUCGUCUUCAACGACAAACACAACAAGCCGGCCAGCUAUGAAUAACAACGGAACAUCCGGUGGAGCUUUUGACUUUACACUAGGAGGUUCACCAUAUUUUGACUCCACCAUUUCAUCAAGUCUAACCCCUUCCCGUGGCGGACACUCGCAACCUUCAGCCCUGUCAUCACUCGAAACCCAACCUUCACAACGUCCGCUAGCACUAUCUCAACGUGGUCCUUCUUGGGGCGGCUUACUUCAUGCGUUGGAACCACCACAUCAGCGAGACUUGCCAUUAGAAGGCGUUCAAGAAGCAUGUCUCUUACGAUACUUUAUCGAGGAGCUAUCCCACUGGUUUGAUCUGGUCGAUCCUCAACGGCGGUAUCAGCUCGUCGUCCCCGAGAGAGCCAGGCGAUAUCCUCCCCUACUUAACGCCAUAUUAGCAAUGUCAGCUAGACAUUUAUGUCGCGUUGAGAAAUACAAGACGCCCCGAGGGAUAGUAUAUCGCGGGCAACCAUUACCAGAUCUCAGUUCCCAUUCUGCAGUGGAGUAUAUGCUCAAAUGCAUCCCCGUCCUCAAAGACUUCCAUGCCACAGAAGAUGGAGAGACGCGAGAACUUAUCGUGACAACAGCCGUUAUUCUGAGGCAUUUUGAGGAGCUCGAUGAUGAAGACGAAGAUCCUGCUCUCGAUACUCGCCCAGAUGAAGGUGUAAACUUCCUCGCGAUUCUCAACGCUGUUUUACGAAGUCUUACGUCAGAUGAUCUUAUUAACCGCCGAGAACUUCUUAUCGCUUCUUACUGGGUUGCUUUACGACAAGAGGUUUACUAUGCUCUUCGGAAAGGAUAUCCAGCGCAGAUGGUUGAACCACCUGCUGAGUGGUCGGAUAUAUCGCCAGCGAACAGGAUUGUCUUCCAUACAAGUCAAGUCACCAAAUGGUUAUUUGACGACAAGUCGGAGAGUGGAUGGCAUAAACUAAAGGAACAGGAGGAAUAUCUUGAUCAAUAUGUAACCGGUCGCUUUGAACCGAUUCUUCAUCGACCACCAGAUAGGGUUUUGGGUGAGGUAUUCCCAACAAUGUGGUAUGCAUCGCCAAUUGCCCUGACUGGCAUGCAGCACAUGAUGAUAGCAAAAAUGAUCUUAACCGCAGAGUCGCCUCUCCUCUCACAAGCCGAAGAUGUCCGAGCCGCAUACCGCAAAGCCGAAGGCCAAGUGCGAAACCUAGUCCUCCAAGUCUGCGGCACCGCAGUCCAACACCCCGAUAUUCAGCCAGGUCUCGUAAACGCGAUUCUAGCUAUACAGAUGUAUGGGAGUUACUUCACUGAUCCAUGGGAGCAAGAGGCACUCAAGAAAACGGUUCAGAUGUUUAAAGAUUGUCAGGCUUGGCCAUUGCCUAAAGCUUUGAGGGAACGAUAUUAUAAGUCAUAGCGGGUUUGACAGGCCUGGGUUGAGUGUCGUUGGCAUGUAUUGUGUUGUGUUGAUACACGCUUCUCGGAUUCUUGGCCUAUCAUCUUGCACGGCUUAUUGAUGCGUCUGACACAUUUUGUACUCAUUGCAAUGCUUCCAGGGGUGAAUGGAUGCGUCCAGCUUAUAUGUAGACAACUAGGAGGCUUACUCUUCCGUGAGCGACAGGCACCAUCUGGGAGCAGCCUUUACGGCCACAGGCCAAUAGAUUUACACUGAAUCAUGC
This is a messenger RNA of Fusarium verticillioides 7600, 1957 nucleotides long. RefSeq lists its product as hypothetical. NCBI's taxonomy places the organism in Eukaryota, Fungi, Ascomycota, Sordariomycetes, Hypocreales, Nectriaceae. Bases 25 to 1695 code for a protein of 556 amino acids. The transcript is spliced from 7 exons. The record is from RefSeq and is a predicted model, not a curated record. Gene Ontology annotation, biological process: positive regulation of transcription by RNA polymerase II. Gene Ontology annotation, cellular component: nucleus. Gene Ontology annotation, molecular function: zinc ion binding; DNA-binding transcription factor activity, RNA polymerase II-specific; transcription cis-regulatory region binding.